CAAACUUUGUUAUUGCAGUGUUUUUAGGUUAAAUGGUGUGUUUUGUGUGCUUGAGACCUCGUAGAUAGUCAAAAUGUAAAAUACAAUUUUGUUAUUAUGCUUGCUUAGUUCUAAUGGCUGUUUAUAAAUUUGCUGAAAAGUGUUUUAAGAUAGUGGUCAAUAAUAGUUUCUACGUAUAUUUCGUAUUUUGUGUUCUGUGCCAUGCAUUCUCAACUUGUGUGCAAGUACCCACUCUCAGUGGAUUGUGUAUCAGAGAUAAUACUUCUUGUUCACAUCAGUUCGAUGUUUCCAAUGCACUGGAAGAAGAUCUAUGCUUCAUGAGAUACUUCCCAAGCACUGACUGCAAUGAUCUUGUAACUGAAGGGGACUUCCUCGGGCACGCAACAGAGAUGCGCCUAUCGACGUAUCUCUAUGUAGAGGGCUACACAAGAAUAACUGCCUUUAAUAUCUCCUUUCAAGAAAUGAAGUGGAAUCGUUUGAAAAUGUGGUUUAAACCUAUUUCAAAUGAAUCGAAUGCAUCAAUGUGCCGUGAAUUUAGCUUGUCCAAGAAAGUGGAGUUGAAUAAUACAUUAUUUUUUGACUGCCUAUGGUCCAUGGAACGAUACGAGGGCACCUCUUAUCAAUUUCGCUAUGCUGCCUUCCUAGAUGAAGCCUCUGAUUUCCCUUUUGCUGCUAAAUAUGUUUUUCAAGUACCCUUAGCUGAAAGAAUUGAUAUCGAGCGAACGAAUGCCACAGAAUGGGAAGUCUUCAUGUACCUCGAUAUCAGUGCUCUUCCUCUUGUGACGUUACAUGUUCAAGAAGCACCCAGUCAUUUAAAAAUCAAGAGCUACAUCAUUGACGUGCAUCGCAAUUGGGGUAGCAGUUCAUGGACUGCUUCUUCUUUCACCAUUCCUGCCACAGAUGUAAAGAACGGUGAAAUUGCCCUCCAGUAUAAUGCUCGUUACAAACCUGGCAUCUAUCACUUCACUGUUUCAUUGAAUCAUGGUCGAUGUGGGGAACACCUCAAAAAGUGCUUUGUAUCGACAUCUCCGAAAUUUUUCGUCGUUUCAUCAAACCCUAAUCCACCCCUUCUGAUCGCUAUUGUUGGAGUUGUGGUCCUAAUUCCAAUUCUAGUCACCAUAUUUUUACUCUGGAGAAAACAAAUCCAUCCCGAAGUUCUUGAGAAAGCGCCUCCACGAAUGCUUAUAGUUUACAAUGGGAACUAUGCAGGCCAUGUUCGAGUUAUCAAAGAAUUCGCACGAUAUUUGAAUGAUGUUUGUGGCAUCGAUGCACUUUUAGAUUAUUACUGUGUACCUGAGUCUUCAUCUAAGGAUCCUGCAAAGUGGUAUGCUGAAACAUUCAAUACAGUGGACUACGUAGCUGUAUUUGCCUCCCCACCACAAUCUUACGCUCAGUGUGUUCAAAAAUAUGUCAGCCUCUAUCCCGAUAUGGAAGCUGUAGCCUUAAAUUUGCUCAGACGCCGGCUGGCCCAGAUUCCAUGCCUUACCCGAUUCCUCUCAGUGGUUUUGCCAUAUUGUUUACCCUCUACUUUAGGAGCAGAAGCUAAAGAUUUUACCAGGUUCAUGCUAUUUUCUGACCUAGAUAAAAUGUUAACAUAUAUUCGCGAAAACCGUAUACCAAUUUUCCCUCUUAAAGUCGAAGGAGGAGUGAACGAUCUCGAAACAAAAGGAGCUCAAUUAUUAGAAACUGUAAAAAGUGUUCAAAAGGAGUUAGAAAAUUGUGAAAUACUGAAACGAAACGGCAGUAAAUUCGAACGUAGGAAAAGUGACGGCAGUAAAGCAACAAAGAAUGAUUUCAGUGAAAUCGUCCAUGAAAUGGACCGAAGCAAGUGCACAAGUAGUAUUGAUAGUUCGCCGGAGGACAAUGAUUUCACUAUUUGUAAAGAUGACGAUAGUACUCUGAGAUCAAGAAAACUGACUCUUUGUUCAGAGCUCGAUUUUUCUCCAACACUGGAGAAUUUGGAUUUACUCCAAAAUGGCACAUCUCCUGUAAAAGAUGAUGCUGAUAAUGAUAUUCACCACUCUAGAAGUAAUUCAGAUUUAAAUAUAGAGCAUUUAAAUUUAUUAGGUUAAUCCUCUACUGUACGGAAAGGGCAUCAAAUGCUGAGCCAAGCGCUACCUCCGGUGGUGUGACAAGCAUCAUGUUACAGAAUCUUGUUUCAAUACUGCAUGAUGUAUGCUUGAAUCGUGAAAAAAUCACGUCUGUUUUAAGGAAGAUUGUAAGAUGAAUUGUUGGGAUGAGAUCGAUUGCUCUGUAUCAUGAUGUACGUCAACCAAACACAAAGGAAAUAGUAUGUAGGACUUUAGCCUCCUGGCUAGAUUAGGUACGACUUAACAUUCGUCAGUAGCGCUAUCUUUUUGCCCCUUGAGGAUGUUAUCUGUGCAUGUAUUGCACAUUGACAUGCAUUUUGUCAGAUCUGUGAUAUACUUUUUGAUUGUACAGUUGGUUUGGGUGUUUUUUUAAUAAGUCCUUAAGUCAUGAUUCCCAAGAUAAAAUGAAAAUGCACCGUUAUCUAAUAACAAGCAAGAUCCAAAUGCAACCAUAAACCAAAGUGAGAAAAACAAAAUACGAGAUUUACAAGUCUCUCCUUGCAUUCAUUAUUAAAGCACUUUAAUCUUGAUGUAAUUUUAAGAGCCAGAUGUAUGUACUUAUUUAUUUUUUUUACAAGCUCUAACUUUAAUUCAAGACUGCUCAUGGAAUAACAAUAUGUUAUGUUUGACUGUCAAUUAAAUUGACAGCAGUGAUUUUUAUUAGACCCAGGACUUGUGAUCAUGAGAAACGAUUUCAGUAGUGUAAAGGAAAAUUAAUUUUAUCUUAUGAUAGUUUUUUUGAGUUUUGAUAAGUCUUUUAAAUAAUGUGCUCUUUGUGAGCAGUCUUUAAUUUAUUUUCUAUUAAUCCUUCUCAUUUCAUUUUGUCAUUAUCAAAUUUAUGAAGUUAGAAUUAGAAGCGAAUUUUAUUUAGUCUUCAGUGGAAAGAAACUUUUCUUGUAAGGCUUGUUCUAACUUAGAAAUACUGAAUUCCUGUCCAGCCAUUCAGCCUGAUUGUAAUCGGUGAAGUGAAAUCGGUGUUUUUUGGUCAACA
Molecule: messenger RNA, 3081 nt
Organism: Bemisia tabaci
Lineage: Eukaryota; Metazoa; Arthropoda; Insecta; Hemiptera; Aleyrodidae
Source: RefSeq, a predicted model, not a curated record